Molecule: messenger RNA, 384 nt
Organism: Dictyostelium purpureum
Lineage: Eukaryota; Evosea; Eumycetozoa; Dictyosteliales; Dictyosteliaceae
Exons: 3
Coding region: 1-384 (127 amino acids)
Source: RefSeq, a predicted model, not a curated record
AUGUAUCACGCUAGUUCAAAUCUACAGAAUAAUUCUAAAUGUCCCACGAUCAAAUAUAACAAAAUAACUCUAAAGUUAAACUCUUUCUCUUUCAUUAUCAACACGUGCUAUUUAAAGUCUAUGCUCAAGCUCUAUCCUUUUCAACUUCAACCGUUUUUAGUGGCUGUUUAUUCUUUCUUUCAGUAUCAAUAUUUUUUAAAUCAGAAAUCAAUCAUUGGGGUUCUUGUCUAUUCAUUCUUUUUCAAUAUCGAAACAUUUAAAGUUACAAAACAAGCAUUGGGGUUUUUGUCUAUUCCUUCUUUCUCAGUAUCGCCCCAUUUUACGUCACAAAUCAAACAUUGGGUUAUGUUAUUCUCUGUAAAUACGAUUUUUAAAUUGGUCUAA